Messenger RNA from Myotis daubentonii (Daubenton's bat), 5465 nucleotides. RefSeq names its product polycystin 2, transient receptor potential cation channel (gene PKD2). Gene Ontology annotation, molecular function: potassium channel activity; voltage-gated calcium channel activity; signaling receptor binding. The record is from RefSeq and is a predicted model, not a curated record. Gene Ontology annotation, biological process: release of sequestered calcium ion into cytosol; detection of mechanical stimulus; potassium ion transmembrane transport. Gene Ontology annotation, cellular component: membrane. Lineage: Eukaryota; Metazoa; Chordata; Mammalia; Chiroptera; Vespertilionidae.
AGGGACGCGGGACUGCGGGGAGGUCGGGGGCGGGGAGCGGCGGGCGGCGGGCCCCGGGAAGAAAAGAACAUGGCUCCUGCGGCGGGCAGCGCCGAGCGCCGCGCGGGGCGAAGGCGCGCCGGGCGCCAGUGACCGCGAUGGUGAACUCGAACCGCGUGCAGCCGCAGCCGCCGGGGGACGCGAAGCAGCCGCCCGCGCCCCGAGCGGCGGGCCCGGGCCGGCUGAUGGCGGGCGGCGCGGCCGUGGGAGCCGGCCUGGCGGCCCCCGGCGGCCUCCGCGAGCCGCGGGGCCUGGAGAUCGAGAUGGAGCGCAUCCGGCAGGCGGCCGCGCGGGACCCCCCGGCUGGAGCCUCGGCCUCCCCGUCCCCUCCGCUCUCGUCGUGCUCGCGGCAGGCGUGGAGCCGCGACAACCCGGGCUUCGAGGCCGAGGAAGACGAGGAGGAAGAGGAGGUGGAAGGGGAAGAAGGGGGGAUGGUGGUGGAGAUGGACGUGGAGUGGCGCCCGGGCAGCCGGAGGUCGGCCGCGUCCUCAGCCGUGAGCUCCGGGGGCGCCCGGGGCCGGGGACUGGGGGGCUACCACGGCGCGGGCCACCCGAGCGGGAGGCGGCGCCGGCGAGAGGACCGGAGCCCCCCGCACCCCAGCCCGGCGGGCGGCGGGGACCCGCUCCAUCGCCACCUCCCCAUGGACGGGCAGCCUCCGCGAGUGGCCUGGGCCGAGAGGCUGGUGCGCGGGCUGCGAGGUCUCUGGGGAACAAGACUUAUGGAGGAAAGCAACACGAACCGAGAGAAAUACCUGAAAAGCGUUUUGCGGGAGCUGGCCACAUACCUCCUUUUUCUCAUAGUCCUGUGCAUCUUGACCUAUGGGAUGAUGAGCUCCAGUGUGUACUACUACACUCGUGUAAUGUCACAGCUCUUCCUUGACACCCCUGUGUCCAAAACGGAGAAAACUAACUUUAAAACGCUUUCUUCAAUGGAAGACUUCUGGAAGUUCACAGAAGGUGCCUUAUUGGAUGGGCUGUACUGGAAGACACAGCCCGGCAACAGAACUGAAGCUGACAACCGAAGCUUCAUCUACUACGAGAACCUCCUGUUAGGGGUACCACGGAUACGGCAACUCAAAGUCAGGAAUGGAUCCUGUUCUAUCCCCCAGGACCUGAGAGAUGAGAUUAAAGAGUGCUAUGAUGUCUACUCUGUCAGCAGUGAAGACAGGGCUCCAUUUGGUCCGAGGAAUGGAACCGCUUGGAUCUACACGAGUGAAAAAGACUUGAAUGGGAGUAGCCACUGGGGAAUGAUCGCAACUUACAGUGGAGCUGGCUAUUACCUGGAUUUGUCAAGAACAAGAGAGGAAACAGCCACUCAGAUUGCUAGUCUCAAGAAAAAUGUGUGGCUAGAUCGAGGAACCAGGGCAACUUUUAUUGACUUUUCAGUGUACAAUGCCAACAUUAAUCUGUUCUGUGUGAUCAGGUUAUUGGUUGAAUUCCCAGCAACAGGCGGUGUGAUUCCAUCUUGGCAAUUUCAGCCUGUAAAGCUGAUCCGAUAUGUCACGACUUUUGAUUUCUUCCUGGCAGCCUGUGAGAUUAUCUUUUGUUUCUUUAUCCUCUACUAUGUGGUGGAAGAGAUAUUGGAGAUUCGCAUUCACAAGCUACGCUAUUUCAGGAGUUUCUGGAAUUGUCUGGAUGUGGUGAUCAUUGUGCUAUCAGUGAUGGCUAUAGGAAUUAACAUACACAGAACAUCAAGCGUGGAGGUGCUGCUACAGUUCCUGGAAGAUCAAAAUACUUUCCCCAACUUCGAACAUCUGGCAUACUGGCAAAUACAGUUCAACAAUAUAGCUGCAGUCAUAGUAUUUUUUGUCUGGAUUAAGCUCUUCAAAUUCAUCAACUUCAACAGGACCAUGAGUCAGCUCUCCACAACCAUGUCUCGGUGUGCCAAAGACCUCUUUGGUUUCGCAGUUAUGUUCUUCAUUAUUUUCUUAGCCUAUGCUCAGUUGGCCUACCUUGUCUUUGGCACUCAGGUUGAUGACUUCAGUACUUUCCAAGAGUGUAUCUUCACUCAAUUCCGUAUCAUUUUGGGUGAUAUCAACUUCGCAGAGAUUGAGGAAGCUAAUCGAGUUUUGGGACCACUUUAUUUCACUACAUUUGUGUUCUUUAUGUUCUUCAUUCUUUUGAAUAUGUUCUUGGCCAUCAUCAAUGACACUUACUCUGAAGUGAAAUCUGAUUUGGCUCAACAGAAAGCUGAAAUGGAACUCUCAGAUCUUAUCAGAAAGGGCUACCAUAAAGCCUUGGUCAAACUAAGACUAAGAAGAAAUACUGUGGAUGACAUUUCAGAGAGUCUGCGGCAAGGGGGAGGCAAGUUAAACUUUGAUGAACUUCGACAGGACCUCAAAGGGAAGGGCCAUACCGAUGCAGAGAUCGAGGCAAUCUUCACAAAGUACGACCAAGAUGGAGACCAGGAACUAACCGAACAUGAACAUCAGCAGAUGAGAGAUGACUUAGAAAAAGAGAGGGAGGACCUGGACUUGGAUCACAGCUCCUUACCACGUCCCAUGAGCAGCAGAAGUUUCCCACGAAGCCUGGACGACUCUGAGGAGGAGGACGAUGAAGACAGUGGGCACAGCUCCAGAAGGAGGGGAAGCAUCUCCAGUGGGGUUUCUUAUGAAGAGUUUCAAGUCCUAGUGAGACGAGUGGACCGCAUGGAGCACUCUAUCGGCAGCAUUGUGUCCAAGAUUGAUGCUGUGAUAGUGAAGCUGGAGAUCAUGGAGCGGGCCAAACUGAAGAGAAGGGAAGUGCUGGGAAGGCUGCUGGACGGAGUGGCUGAGGAUGAAAGACUGGGUCGCGAGAGUGAAAUCCACAGGGAACAGAUGGAACGGCUAGUGCGUGAAGAGUUGGAACGCUGGGAAUCUGAUGACGCAGCUUCCCAAAUAAGUCAUGGUUUAGGCACCCCUGUGGGACUAAACGGUCAGCCUCACCCCAGAAGCUCCCGCCCUUCUUCCUCUCAGUCUGCAGAAGGAAUGGAAGGCGCAGGUGGGAGCGGAAGUUCCAAUAUGCACGUGUAGGAUAUGUUAGCAAAUGUGUUUCUAAUAGGUGAGAAGGUGGCUUCCUGAAUCGCCAUUGCAAGGUUACUACAGUAAGUCCUCACUGAAUGUCAUGGAUAGGUUUUUGGAACUGUGGUGAAACGAAAUAUAAUGAAAUCAAUUUUACCAUAGGCUAAUUGACAUAAGCAAGAGUUAUGUUCCCACAGAAUAAACACUAAUAAUAAAACGACUUUAUUCCAGGACCUGCUGUAUUUAUAUGCCCUGACCAGCACAUGAUGUUGGUCAUUGUGAUCAAUUGUUAAUUCUUCUGCACUUUAAUUUAUUUCAAAUCAACUUUACCCAUGGAUCAAAGAAAUUUUUUUUUUACUCAUUUAAGUAAUUAGGUGUAAAUAUUGAGUACAUUAAAAAAAAUCUCUGUAAAGUAUAAGAAAUGGUGUUCUCACUUGGUACCACGACUGAGUCUUCUCAGUUGACAAUGAAGUUGCCUUUUAAGCUAGAAGAGAACUGUUUAAAGGCUUCUGAGUUUUAUUUUCAAUCACAAAAAUCAGUAUUGUCAUUUUAGCCCAGUGUGUGCAGGGAAAGUCAGGGCAUUCCUUUCCACUCAAGCUUGGCUCAUGAGCUUAACAUAGUUUUUUUUUGGUUGUUGUUGUUUUUUUGUUUUGUUUUAAGAAAGGAGCCUUUUAUUUCAACUACCUUCCUGGGGUAAACUUUUCUAAAGGACAAGCUGGAAAAGAACUCCAAACCAUAGAAUGGGUAUUUAGUGGUUAUGCUAGAAUAUGUAUGAAUGGUUCAGAUAAAUGUUGAAUUCUGUCCUUUUUUUGUUCUUUUAUCAUAUCUAAUGUCUGUGGGAAUAACUGUUUCACUUAAUUUUUACACUAUUUUUCUCUCAUUUAAAAUGAGCUGCAUGAAACCCCAAAGAUCAACUAUGAGUUAAAAUGUCUUCUCGGACUUUAAUAUAGGAGAAUUGCAAGGAGCCUUAUCACUAAGUUCAACUGUUUCUAAUAAUUUAAUAUAAAGAUUUACUAUAUAUUCUCUUUUCCAUACAGCUCAACUUAUUUGCAACUGAAUGUAAUGUCGCAACUAAUCUAGAAAGAGCCACUUUUUAAAUUGUUUAGUUAAUACUGAAAUUUGUAGUAAAUAUGUUCAUUUUAAACAAAAUUUUAAGGGAGUGGUGAAAUUCACAUAAAAAUAUUAUAAAACUAAAGUGUACAUUGUAUACUAUUUUAAGAAUACAGAACUCAAAUGCUCUUGACCUGUAUUUCAAACCUAGGAUGUAUACUCUAAUGGAGCUCAAUUUUAUGAAAUGGAGUUUUUGGUAUUGAAAGUUCCUUCAUUAACAGAAAGUGUCAGCCAAAAUUUGAGUUUGCAGCAGUUUGGGGUUUUCUUGUUUUUGUUUUGUUUUUGUUUUUUUGUAAUAUAUUUAUGUUGAUUUCAGAGAGGAAAGAAGAGGGAGAGAGAGAGAUAGAAACAUCAACGAUGAGAGAGAAUCAUUGAUCGGCUCCUUCCUGCACGUCCCCUACUGGGGAUCGAGCCUGUAACCCUGGGCAUGUGCCCUUGACUAGAAUCAAACCCGGGACCCUUCAGUCCGCAGGCUGAUGCUCUAUCCACUGAGCCAAAACAACUAGGGCUUGUUUGUUUUUUCAUUAGGAGAGCAUCUUACCAAAUUAAUGGGGAAGAAAUCUAUUUCUCAAUAAAAAAUAAAAACCUUAUUUUUCAAAAGUCUUGAGUAAGAUAACCUUUUGAGAGCUAAUGGGACAAGCAGGAGAGAAUACAAUGCUGGUGAAAAACUUACUUGGAGAAUAGAAGAGAGGCCUGUUUUUUAAUUCAGUAUUUUAAUUCCCAUGCUGUUCAAUUAAUUUGCAGAAUGUGUCGGUCAAAUCGUCGAUGAAAUCAUUAGCAAACAAACCUUUCUAAGCUGGCUGCCAUAGAGGUGAUACACACUGGGUUUCUUUAGCAGUUAUUUCCCAUGGCUUCAUCUUCAUCUUUAUUUCAGUAUACUACACCAAGUCCUUUAUUACUAGGUACUGAAGUUUGUGUUCCAGGGAUAGUGAGUGUAUGUAUUUAUGUAUGUGUACCAUGUUGUUAUAUGUAAACAAACUUCAAUUUGAAGUGCAGCCAUUAUGUGGUAUCCAUGUGUAUUGACCAUGUGCCAUAUAUGAAUUAUGGUCACUAGAGAGUUUUUUAUGAUACUUAUUGUUAUACUGUUUUUCAUUUCACCUGUAAAAUUCUGCAAAACUCUUUCUUAUUACCCCUAAGUUACAUAUUUUUUUCUUAUUUAGUCAUGGAGAAUUCCCUCCUCAUCCCUCUCCUAUCUUCCCUUUAUAUUAAUAUUAUUAAAAAGAUGUUACUUAUGCAAGUGUCUCUUAACAAUUGAGAAUUUCAUUAAUGUGUAAUACUGAGCACUUUACUUCCUAAUAAAGACUUGAUAUAAAAGCA